CCUUCUUCUAAGUCAGUGCACAUACGAGAGGACUCAGAGGAGGUUGGGCACUAACGAGUCGCCAAUUGAGGAGAACUCAGUGAGUUGAAUUUCAAUCCCAGAGGGAAGAGAGAGAAUGAACCAGAGCCAGCAAUCGAGCGAUGGAAGGCACGAAGAAGACACCGCCCUGACUGAGUUCUUGGCCUCGUUAAUGGACUACACCCCAACUAUACCUGACGAGCUUGUGGAGCAUUACCUUGCCAAGAGUGGUUUUCAGUGUCCCGACCUUCGAUUAGUCAGACUGGUGGCUGUUGCCACACAAAAGUUUGUCGCAGAGGUUGCUACUGAUGCUCUACGGCAGUGCCAAGCAAGACAGGCAUCAGUCGUCAAGGACAAAAGGGACAAGCAGCAAAAGGACAAGCGCCUUAUAUUGACAAUGGAGGACUUGUCGAAAGCAUUGCGAGAGCAUGGUGUGAAUGUGAAGCACCAAGAAUAUUUUGCCGACAAUCCUUCGACCGGGAUGGAUCCCGCUUCAAGAGAUGAAUAAGUGAAUGUUGUGGCUGGAUCAACAUUCAACAGUCCAUUUACUUACUUUUGUGGCUAUGAAAGUCGCUGCUAGAAAACUCAACUGUGCCCAAGUCAUAUAUUAGUAUUGUUUGAAUUUGUACAAUAGUGUUUCAUAUUGUGGAUAUAUAUUUGAUUUCUUUGAUAAUUUCUUGUACUCCCAUAGCAGAGUAGAGCAGUCUCGUUCUGUUCCCAUCUACAUUCUCUAUGGUCCUUUCUCUUUGAAUUCUUUUGAAUGAUGUAUCAGUUUAGAGACUCAAAACAGCCACGUUGAUCAAUCUAACAUCUACUAGUUUCAGUUUU
Messenger RNA from Humulus lupulus (European hop), 846 nucleotides. Its product is annotated as transcription initiation factor TFIID subunit 10. Gene Ontology annotation, biological process: transcription initiation at RNA polymerase II promoter. The record is from RefSeq and is a predicted model, not a curated record. The transcript has 6 exons. Gene Ontology annotation, cellular component: transcription factor TFIID complex; SAGA complex; nucleus. The coding region runs from base 116 to 526 and encodes 136 amino acids. Gene Ontology annotation, molecular function: RNA polymerase II general transcription initiation factor activity; promoter-specific chromatin binding. NCBI's taxonomy places the organism in Eukaryota, Viridiplantae, Streptophyta, Magnoliopsida, Rosales, Cannabaceae.